UAAUGUCCUCCCCUCUUUCUCUCUCACACACGGUCACACACCCACUUUAAUAUUCUCGUGGCUGCGUGAUUCUCAAACGUCUGCACACAAUAUAAACGGAUUUCACGAUUUAUUCAAUUCACAAUGGACUGUCGUGCAACAAGAGUAAAUGUGCGCUACAUGUGGAUGGCAUCAUGACAUCACGGAUCCAUUCAAAGACCACCUGAUGUACUAAAAAAAGGAGGGGAAACCAUGAGAAUCGUCGUCGGUCGGUCGCAUCCCUGACGGCUCCUCUUGGCGUGAAGAUGGCGGCUCCAGCACCGAGCAGCCGCACCGGAUCCGUUAGCAGCAGUCUGGGAAACAGUCCGACCGCGACACCGGGACCGGGCGGCUUAAAUAACGGCCACAAGCUGUGGUGCUGCCACGAGCUGGACUUCAGGUCCGGGGUGAAGAUAGAGGAGCUCAACAGACUCAUCCAUGAAUUCAGUAAACAAGACCAGCGAGAGUACGAUGACCAGAGGGCGCUGGAAAUACACACCGCCAAGGAUUUCAUCUUCUCCAUGCUCGGCAUGGUGCAAAAACUGGACCAAAAGUUGCCUGUUGCAAACGAGUACCUACUGCUGUCCGGUGGAGUUCGAGAAGGUGUGGUGGACAUGGACGUGGAUGAGCUUGGCGUUUACACCCGAGGCUCUGACUAUGACAUGGCCUUCACGUUGCUGGUUCCUGCACUGAAGCUCCACGACCGGAACCAGCCUGUCACGCUGGACAUGCGGCACUCGGCACUCGGGCACUCUUGGCUCAGCUUGCGACUUUUCGACGAGGGAACAAUCAACCGUUGGCGGGACUGCUGCACCCUGACUGACCAUUUGAACGGUACCACCAACUACUUCUUCUCGCCGACAAUGGUUGCUGAUUGGUUCCAAGAGGCUGUGGGACUGGUGCUGGCUGAAUUACAGCGCAAGCCACAAAGGGGUACCCCAAGGGUGGAAAGAGUUGAGCGUCACAGCACGCUGCUGUCCAUGGUUUUAGGAGUAGGCAGCAGUCGCAUGCUUUAUGACAUUGUUCCCGUGGUGUCGUUUAAAGGCUGGCCUGCGGUGGCUCAAAGCUGGUUGAUGGAGAACCACUUUUGGGAUGGCAAAAUAACAGAGGAGGAGGUCAUCAGCGGGUUUUAUCUUCUCCCUGCAUGCUCAGCAUCUGGUUGUCGGGAAAACGAGUGGCGUCUUUCUUUUGCCCGCAGCGAGGUGCAGUUGAAAAAAUGCAUCUCGCCAGGCCUCAUGCAAGCUUACCAGGCAUGCAAGGCUAUUGUUGUCAAACUGCUAGGCCAACCCACAGCGAUCAGUCCUUAUUACUUGCGCAGCAUGAUGUUGUGGGCGUGUGACCGACUACCUGCAACCUACUUGUCGCAGGACGACUAUGCUGCAUACUUCCUCCUAGGUCUUAUCGAUGACCUGCAGCACUGCCUUGUCAACAAAGCCUGUCCUAACUAUUUCAUCCCACAGUGCAACAUGUUGGAGCAUCUGUGCGAUGAGACGGCCAUGUUUCAUGCUCGUAAGCUAGCGCUGGUCCGAUCGGAUCCAGCCGAGCACCUGCGCUCCAUCAUCGAACAAGCCAAGGCAUCCAACAGACUGACGCAGGAGAUGCAGCGCUGCGGGAGCUCCUCGGGACUGCCCUCUCCGCUUGCAGAUUCCUCUUUGGCAGAUCACCAGCAGCCAGAUGACCGGCUGGCCAAGAAGCUACAGCAGUUGGUGACCGAGAAUCCAGGCAAGUCCAUCUCCGUGUUCAUCAACCCUGAUGACGUCACUCGACCUCACUUCCGCAUUGAUGACAAGUUUUUCUGAAAACCAAGGUUUGUUUGUCUGUAAUAGUUGAUGUGGGACACUUCCCUGAAGUUGAAGCUGUGUCUCUACAUCUGAAUACAUCAGACCAGAGAGCAUCUUCUUGAAGAAAUGAACUGCUACGGUUGUAAAGUCCGCAUGAUGCGGAAGUUGAUCAGACUAUUUUUUCAAUACGAUGACGUACUUCCUACUGAAACGGAAUGUUGAGUGGGUGGCAGGGAUUUCUCUGAGCAUCAUUCCCUUAUAGGAAACUAACGGUAAGAGGGGCUGUGGUUAAGAAAAUUGUGAGCUGAAUCUGUCAAACCGACGUCAACAGAACGAUCGCCACUAAAACGCUGAAGCAAACGGUCAGACUUUGAUUGACGAAUACCAAAACAAACAUUUGUUUUUCAAUGGAUUAACUUGCACUGAUGAAUUGUUCACCUAAAGAUUAACAAUGUGCGCUAGCAAAAUAAACAUUGUACGUUUGGAUUUAACAGGGACUAUAAGAUUGGCCUUACUGAGUGGAAUAUCACACCCAGUGUCUGAAGUUCAAAGUAUAGUGGAUUUCAUAUCAUCAUCAUGGUACAUCUGAGAUGAAGAGCUGUUUAAGAAUAGCAUAUUCUGGGCAAUGUUUUAAAUAGUGCUGUUUAUAAAAACUAGGGUUGGGUAUAGACUGAUUUUUUAAAGUGAAGUCGAGGCUGCGGUGGGAAGAAACCCGGAAAUAUCAGUGGGAGUUGCAUAGGAAUGUUGUGUACUUGGCUGUAUAUCUUAUCAGCGGAGAUAGAGUGACACAUAUAUAUUAUUCCCAGCCUUCCGAGUGACCCGAAGGUCUGUUCUGAAUGAAUUUUGAAAGUAAAAAGGGAUUUCAGAGCUCAUUUUCAGCCAAGUUAUCGGAAAUGCCGCUAGUUAGCUAACGUUUUCUUUCCCAAACACACGUUGUAGAUGCCAUUUAUCAAACUCGAGUUAAAGGUGCAGUAGGUGAUCUGCCAAAAUGCUAACCGC
This is a messenger RNA of Danio rerio (zebrafish), 2798 nucleotides long. Lineage: Eukaryota; Metazoa; Chordata; Actinopteri; Cypriniformes; Danionidae. The record is from RefSeq and is a predicted model, not a curated record.